Messenger RNA from Striga hermonthica, 1761 nucleotides. Lineage: Eukaryota; Viridiplantae; Streptophyta; Magnoliopsida; Lamiales; Orobanchaceae. The record is from the annotation of a GenBank genome assembly.
AUGGACUGCACAUUUAGUUUACUCCCUUGUUUAGCUACCCUAAUAAUCUUAUUAGCCGUUUUUGUCAAGCUCUUUAUCAACUUGAAGAAAAACUCCUCAAAAUCUCAUCCACCAGGCCCGCCGGGCUGGCCGUUGUUGGGCAACAUCUUUGAUCUCGGCGAGGUUCCCCACCAGACAUUCCACAAGCUCCAGGUCCGUUACGGCCCGGUCAUGCACCUUAGGCUCGGCUCCGUUAACACCGUCGUGGUACAAUCAUCCGAAGCAGCCGCCGAGCUCUUCAAGAAGCGCGAUCUCCAAUUUGCCGACCGGAAGGCGCCCGACUCGCUCACGGCCUUAGGGUACAACCGGGGAUCCGUGGCCAUGGGAGCCUACGGCGAAUACUGGCGGAAGGUUAGCCGUAUUUGCAACGUGCAAUUUCUUGUCCAGAAGCGAGUAAACGAGUCGGCUGCCGUUAGACAAAAAGGCGUGGAUGAAAUGAUCGAGUGGAUCAAGCGCGACGUGGCGAAAUCCAAGGAGAAUGGAGCAUCGGGAGAGGUUCGACUGGAUCGGUUCCUUUUCGUGUCCGCUUUUAAUACCGUCGGGAAUAUUGUGCUGUCCGGGGACGUUAUGGGCACGAGGCUCGACCGAGCGAGUGAUUUUUUCGACAACUUUUUGAUGUUUCUGGAGUGGUUAGGAAAGCCUAACGUGGCCGAUUUUUUCCCCUUUUUGAAGUGGAUCGAUCCGCAAGGGAUUAGGAGGAACACGGCCAAGUAUUUGGGAAGGUUGAUAUCAUUUGCUUCCGGGAUUGUGGAGGAUAGGAUUCGGGAGAGGGAAUCGGGAAUCGGAAAGGAAAGGGAAGAUUUGUUAGACGUGUUGCUUGACGAAGGUGAAGUUGACGAGGAUGGGCUCGAUAUGCUUUCAGCAAAGAACAUUGCAAUUGUCAUAUUGGAAAUGUUUUUCGGUGGAACAGAGACGACGAGCACCACCAUCGAGUGGGGAAUGGCUGAGUUACUCCGCCACCAGAGCUCGAUGAAAAAGAUCCAAGACGAGAUCGACCAGGUCGUGGGGCGUACCCGCAAAGUCCAAGAGGAUGACUUGACCCGAAUGCCUUAUUUGCAGGCAACCGUAAAGGAAAUAUUACGGCUACACCCUGCUCUGCAAAUGCUGCUUCCGAGGAACUCGAUGGAGGACACGGAGCUAAUGGGCUACUUUGUGCCCAAGAACACACAACUACUUGUUAACGCGUGGGCGAUCCAUAGGGACCCGGCAGCUUGGCCCGACCCGUUGUCGUUUAAACCGGAGAGGUUUUUGGAGUCUGACGUGGAUUUCAGGGGCCAGCAUUUUCAGAUGAUCCCGUUUGGAUCGGGCCGAAGGAGCUGCUUGGGCAUGACUUUGGGUCACAAGAUGGUGAGCCUCAGCCUGGCUAGUUUGCUGCAGACGUUCGACUGGAAGCUUGCGGAUGGGCUCAGGCCUGAAGAGGUGGACAUGAGGGAAAUGGUGGGCUUGACCUUGCGCAAGAAAGUGCCCUUGAAAGUGAUUCCCUGUGUACGGGAUCGGAGGUAUCGCAAACAGCGGAUUCUUUUUUCCGAGUGUCAACCCCAGCUUCUCCUCCCUGUCAAUAUCCUUGGGCCUGACGCCAGGCCAAAGAUCCCAGUCGAACAACUGAACCAGACUCGCGAUCGCCAGGUGGACCAUCCGGUGGACCAGCAGAAGCCCCACGGCCCGACCCAAAUGGGAUCAGCUCAAAAUGCUGGCCCUUGUACUGGAUAUCGGAUCCGAUGA